Molecule: messenger RNA, 718 nt
Organism: Mesitornis unicolor (brown roatelo)
Lineage: Eukaryota; Metazoa; Chordata; Aves; Mesitornithiformes; Mesitornithidae
Product: pulmonary surfactant-associated protein D-like
Exons: 4
Biological process (GO): positive regulation of phagocytosis; surfactant homeostasis
Cellular component (GO): multivesicular body; rough endoplasmic reticulum
Source: RefSeq, a predicted model, not a curated record
AUCUGUGGACUUAGCAAUUACUCUUCUUCAGUCUUUCAAUGCCUUGGUACUUUGGCUUUCAUUGCUAAUGGUUACAGGUUCAGUUAACACAUAUAACCCAGAACAGAAAAUUUAUUCCUGCCCACUAAUUCAGUGCAGUGCUCUUGCAGUCAAUGGCUUACCAGUCAGAGCUGGAAGAGAUGGCCACAAAGGUGAAAAAGGACAAUCAGGAGAAGGAUUUAGAGGUCUACAGAGUUCCCCUGGAAAAGCAGGACCUCCAAGAAUAAAAGGAGAUUUAGGACCACAAGGACAGAAAGGAGAAAAAGGAGUAAAAAAUAUAUCCUUAACUGAUGACCUACAGAGACAAGUAACUGCUUUGGAAAGAAAUGUACAGGUUUUGGAGGCUGAACUAAAUGGAUACAAAAAAAGAUAAGAUUUGAUUUUAAAGAACAUCAAGAGUAUUGGUAAAAAAAUUGUGUCAACUGGAAAAGAAAAUAUUUUGACCAACAGAAAAUCCCUUUGUGCAGAAGCUGGAAAUACACUUGCCUCUCCUAGGACUAAGGCUAAGAAUACAGCUUUAGAAGACUCAAUGAAACCUUCAAAGCAGGCUCAUAUAAGGGUAGCUGCUGUACAGACUGAAGGCAAGUUCAUGAAUCUGAAUGGAGGGGCGGAAACUUACAGAAACUGUAAUUCUGGAGAACCAAAAAAACUAAAAAAUGAAGACUAUGCGGUAAUAUAA